Messenger RNA from Lonchura striata (white-rumped munia), 2221 nucleotides. NCBI's taxonomy places the organism in Eukaryota, Metazoa, Chordata, Aves, Passeriformes, Estrildidae. The record is from RefSeq and is a predicted model, not a curated record.
ACUGGGAUGAAAAGCUUCACCUGCAGACCCACUCCAUUAAAAAAAGUGCCCCGGAAGGAGUUUCGUAGCCUGUUCACAUUAGAUCCUUGUUGCUGGAAUGGGGACCUCUUCUCUCUGCUUCCUGCCUCUUCUCUCCAAGCCAAGCGGAAAAUCAACUGGCUGCACAGUGAGCCAGGCCCUGUGGACAAGUUACCUGCAAAUUUCUUCUCUGAACAGGAUUCUCCGGACAGCAUUUUCCUCCCUUCACUACAGGUGGUAUGGAGCAUACUCUGGACAACUAGGCAAAUUUUCUUGAAAUUCUGAUUGUCCUUUGAAUAUUAAUCUACAUUUAUCUCAGUAUUUCAAAGUUUGUUGAUAGUUUGGGUAAAUAAUGGCUCAGCUCCAGCAAGGAGGUCCAGAUGAAAAAGAGAAGACUACUGCAUUAAAGGAUUUAUUGUCUAGAAUAGACUUGGAUGAACUAAUGAAAAAAGAUGAACCACCACUUGAAUUUCCUGAUACUUUGGAAGGAUUUGAGUACAUUUUUAAUGAAAAAGGGCAAUUAAGACACAUUAAAACUGGGGAGCCAUUUGUUUUUAAUUAUCGUGAAGAUUUGCAUAGAUGGAAUCAAAAGCGCUAUGAAGCUCUUGGAGAGAUCAUUACUAAAUACAUUUAUGAACUACUUCAGAACGAAUGCCAUUUGAAGAAAGUAACUCUUCCAGUUGAUGCAAUUGAGACUGAACCAAAGAGCUUUAUCUUUAUGAGUGAAGAUGCAUUAGUAAAUCCUGACAAGCUGUUGGUCUUAAUUCAUGGUAAUGGUGUUGUCAGAGCUGGUCAGUGGGCUAGGAGACUCAUAAUUAAUGAAGAUCUGGACAGUGGGACACAGAUACCAUACAUAAAGAGAGCUAUUGAGGAAGGCUAUGGAGUAAUAGUUCUGAAUCCCAAUGAGAACUAUAUUGAAGUUGAGAAGACAAAAGCCCAAAUACAGCUGUCUUCUGAUAUCUCAGAUGAACCUGCAGAAAAGAGAGAAAAAAAAGAUAAAAUACAGAAGGAAACAAAGAAGCGACGUGACUUCUAUGAAAAGUACCGAAAUCCACAAAAAGAAAAAGAAACUAUGCAGAUCUAUAUUAGAGAUAAUGGCUCUCCUGAAGAACAUGCAAUUUAUGUUUGGGACCAUUUUAUUUCCCAAUCCGCUGCAGAGAAUGUGUUUUUUGUUGCUCACAGUUAUGGUGGACUUGCCUUUGUAGAGUUGAUGAUUCAACGAGAGGCAGAAGUAAAGAAUAGGGUAACUGCUGUGGCAUUGACAGACUCAGUUCACAAUGUGUGGCACCAAGAAGUUGGAAAAACUAUUCGAGAGUGGAUGCGAGAGAACUGCUGUAACUGGGUGUCCAGCUCUGAGCCCCUGGACACGUCGGUGGAGUCCAUGCUGCCAGACUGUCCCCGUGUCUCUGCAGGUACAGAACGCCAUGAAUUAACUUCUUGGAAGAGUUUUCCAUCUGUUUUCAAGUUCUUCAGUGAGGCUGUAAAGGCGAAGAACAGCUUGGUGAAACCAACCCCAACACGGCGCUCCAACAGGAUAAAAUAUGAAGAAUUCUAAAAAGGGUGGAGGAAAAAAACCCACCACCACCAAUGUAGUUGCUGCUUGUUUUCUGCAAGGAGUCUCCCAGCCCCUCAUUAGAUUGUUUUCUUCCUAGAGCACAGGGUCGUGAUGUAUACAUCUAAAUAGCGUUUUGCAUUAUUUCUAGAUGAGUGCAACUGUCAAAGCAAUAUGGGUUCACUGGUUGUGCUUCCUGUGGGCUGUAACUUGGAUUUUGUGCUGCCUAUCAGUGUGCAGAUUAAGGCUGACAGUGGUACUGCACACUGCAGCAUGGUGCAACUCUAAUUGCCCUGACAUAGCCCUGCACCAAGCUGAUGCCAAAAUUUAAACGGCUUCAUUGCAGUCUUAUUGCCUGCAGGAUAUUUUGCAGCUUCCUUCUAUUUUGAGACAGAACAAAAUAUGAAUUACCCUUUUUUAAAAGACGGGCCUAACUCAAACGUAUUAACCAGCCUAUGAUUUUACACCUAGAAGCCUUCUCUUUUUCUAGCACCAAGUGGAAUUGACUUCUAACUCUCUCAUUUUUCUGCUGGCAAGAGUGUCCAAGAAGUUUGGCCCAGAAUUCUAGAAAGGCUCUAUUGUUGAAGAUAUUUUCUCUUGCUAAAUCAAUGAGAUUAUGUGUAGAUCUUCUCUUCCUUUGGAAAGCUCUAC